UACAUAAAUACUGAACGUUACUCUGAGUACCUGAGUGAAACAGAAUCAAAAUGAGGAACACUAUUCUUGCUUUGGUUCUCGUCGCGUGUAUGGUGUCUUUGACAUCGGCUCGGACUCCUCCUUAUCAUGGAAAAUGCUACUACUGGAAAAGAUGUAGCAUCUGGAGGCCAUGCGGCUGGGGAAAAUAUUGCGACUUUAGAUAUGGCCAUCAUGGUUACUGCUGUAGUCAAUAUCAUGGCGGACACGGCCAUGGCUACGAUGGCUACGGUGGCAAUGGAGGUUAUGGUUAUGACGGCUAUGGUCAUCAUGUUGGUCGUUAUUAAUGAAAUGGUUAAUCUGUCAACUAUUUGGAUAUACAAACAAAGUUACAAUGAAAACAACACUUGGCUUAGGUUAAUCUUCUCUUCUUUUAAAAGAAAAGUUUCGUAUUUGUAAAGUAAAUUAUUUCAUUAUUAAAUAUUGAUGCAAUGUUUCUUGUUCUUUUAUUCCUACCAAUCAAAUUAUGUAGCUAUAGAAAGUGAUCAUAUAGAUAAGAUUUA
Magallana angulata is the source of this 539-nucleotide messenger RNA. RefSeq names its product glycine-rich protein 3-like. The coding region runs from base 51 to 323 and encodes 90 amino acids. Lineage: Eukaryota; Metazoa; Mollusca; Bivalvia; Ostreida; Ostreidae. The transcript is spliced from 3 exons. The record is from RefSeq and is a predicted model, not a curated record.